CCGACUCACUUCCGCCAACCAGCGCCCGCCCGCGUUGCUUUUUUUUUUUUCGCGGACAGGGCGGGGCUACGCAGGGAGGAGGAAAAAAGUUUUGAGAGAAGAGCCGAGAAGUGGCUGUUGUGGCCCCGGGACCCCUCCCGCCGCCCCCUUCCAGGUCACUAGAAAAGGAAUAUGGCUCAAGAAACCAACCAUAGCCAAGUGCCUAUGCUUUGUUCCACUGGAUGCGGAUUUUAUGGAAACCCUCGUACGAACGGCAUGUGUUCAGUAUGCUAUAAAGAACAUCUCCAACGGCAGAAUGGUAGUAAUGGUAGAAUUAGCCCACCAGCAACAUCUGUUAAUAGUCUAGCUGAAUCUUUACCGGUUCAAUGCACUGAAAGCACUCUCCAGGACGCUCCGCCAACACUAGAGUCUACACCUGUACCACCUAUGCAACCAAGCCCUGUGUCAGUCCCAUCAACGCUCUUAGCAGAAUCUGUAGCAACGUGUGAAGUGGAAAGUACAGCCAUAGUGGACAAAACAGGACCGGAAAGAGAAGAUGUGCAAGAAUCAACAUCAGUGGACCUUGCCGAGACAAUUUCAAUAGACAGUACCGGAGAGGAAUUGUCGAUGGAUAACUCAGAUUUACCUGACACUACCAGGGGCUCAGAAACAGAAUGCGAUUAUGACGCAAGCAUAGAAAAUAAUAUAGAUGAUCCCGAUUUCCCGGAUGAGAGCUCGAGAGUGAAAACGAAGCGGUGUGACACAGAUAUCACGCUAAACACAGUAGCUUCAGCAUCAGAUAAUGCAGAACCUUCCUCUGAAGAACAGGACAAGUCCCUUGACAAACCAAAACAGAAAAAAACUCGCUGCUUCAUGUGCCGGAAGAAAGUUGGUCUUACUGGGUUUGAAUGCAGGUGCGGAAACGUUUAUUGCGGCGUACACCGUUACUCAGACGUCCACAGUUGCUCUUACAAUUACAAAGCCGACGCCGCAGAAAAGAUCAGAAAAGAGAAUCCUGUAGUUGUCGGCGAAAAGAUCCAGAAGAUUUGAACUGCUACUCUUGCUGGAAUAUUAAACAAAAUUGACCAUCUGCAGAUGAAAUUGACUUGAGCUUCUUCCCACCUCCCCACCACCGCCCCUCGCCCCCCAAAAAACUUUCCAUUCUUCUCCAUCCUUCCCUUUAGUCACUGGGAACACCAGCGCGUGUUUUCCGAAUCAUGCAUGUCAUCCGAAUAACCUAGACUCCCCCCUUCCCCCCUUGUUUAGAACAUAUCCGAACACAUCCUUUAAGGC
This is a messenger RNA of Anolis sagrei ordinatus, 1272 nucleotides long. It is a transcript of the gene ZFAND6, whose product is annotated as zinc finger AN1-type containing 6. Gene Ontology annotation, biological process: protein targeting to peroxisome. Lineage: Eukaryota; Metazoa; Chordata; Lepidosauria; Squamata; Anolidae. Gene Ontology annotation, molecular function: zinc ion binding; polyubiquitin modification-dependent protein binding; DNA binding. The record is from RefSeq and is a predicted model, not a curated record.